Messenger RNA from Caenorhabditis remanei, 1185 nucleotides. RefSeq lists its product as uncharacterized. The coding region runs from base 1 to 1185 and encodes 394 amino acids. The record is from RefSeq and is a predicted model, not a curated record. The transcript has 10 exons. Gene Ontology annotation, biological process: signal transduction. Lineage: Eukaryota; Metazoa; Nematoda; Chromadorea; Rhabditida; Rhabditidae.
AUGAAGAAUGAGAAGAAGGAGUACGUGGAAAGAACUCGAUUUGGAAUAAUAUCCAUCGGUGCACGGUUCGCUGUGAUUGACUUCAGAAAACGAAAGAAUAAAGCGAAUGUGUUAAACCAAAAACUAAUGGAGUUUCUUCACGAUGUUUUGGAUGGACAAGUACAACCAAUUAGCUCUACUUCGAAUUCGGAAAUAAGCAGUUUGGAAAAUGGCCGACCCUCAAUACUCGCACCGUCUUUCACAACUUCUGGAAUACAAUUGUUAACAAAACCCGACAUUACAAAUCGAAGUAGACGACAGAAAGCAGUUAAUUCCAAUAUUAGAAAUCGUGUAACCAGAACAGAUCCACUAAUCAUGUCACACUUCUAUAGUUCCCCUAUUGAAAUUCAACCAGUACCAUUGACAACACCGGAAGCUGUCGAUUUCUCACCUUCUUAUUCGUUGGUUAAUGACGUAAUCCAAGUGAAUGGGUCAUCUCCAAAGACACCGCCAAGUUACCACCAUAACUAUGAGUCAUCCCUGGAGACAAGGAGUACGACGUCUACUGUUUCCAGAUCGAGUCCAGCACCCCGAGCAGUAUCCGCUGAUGUCUCCCGUCGUUCCCGUACCUCGUGUGUCUCUCUGUCGACUGACUCCAUAAAUCGCCUGCAUCGAACAUCAAAUCUAUUCCAACUUCAUCCAGAAACUGCAAUGACAGCUGAACAAAAACAAAAAUCCCUCUCGAUUGAAUCUCUAACAAAAGUUCCAGAAAAAGAGAAAGAAAAUCGUUUUGUUCGUAAAGUUGCCACGUCAUUCCGGCUGAGAAAAAACCUGUUGGAAACGGAUGGAGAGGAGAAAAAGAGUAAAGAGGAGAAUAAGAAGAAGAGCUCAGUGACAACGUCUCCUGAACAAAUCUCUUCGUUUCUGGAGAAAAUGGCAACGAGAUCUCUGCCACAGUCACCGAGAACUGAUAGGAAAGCAAAGUUGUAUUCGUCUUUGAACAGUACGACUGAAAAAGUGUCGAAUCUAAGCACCUCUCUAAUUAGCUACACACAAGCCAGUACCAGUACUCAAGGAGUGAUUGCAUCGAAUGUGAAUCUGGAAUUGUUAUGCUCAACUUCCACUUCUGGAAUUCCGAUUUACUUGGAGAAGUGCAUUGAGUUCAUUGAGAAUAACGGAGGAUUCGAACAAGAAGGAUUAUAUUGA